UAACCUUAAUUAAACAUAUAAAACCUUUUUCUAGCUACCUGACAAAAGAACUAAAUUAAAUUAAUGCCAUUUUUCACUCAGUUUAAUUUACUUUUUGUGUAAUUGCAGAUUUAUGCAAAUGGAUGAAUGGCCGUAAGUAUUACAUUGACGUGGGAGAAUCUGGGAUCAUCAGUGUUGAGAAUGCAACCAGCAUGUCGAAAGGGGCAGAGACUGUCACCACCACUACCAACAACAACCAACCUCAAAUACCUCAAAGAUGCAGCGUCGAACUCAUUACCUGCCCAUCCUGUCAUUUAGAAAUCACUAUACAAAAACUCCAUAUUCCCACCUGUUCCAAUGAUAAAACUUGCAGGUGCGAUUUUUUAUGGAUAAAAGAAUCUGCGUACAGCAAAUCUGGUCGUGAAUACUGUGGAACUAAAGGAAACGGUUCAACAGAUUUGGUGUACGAGUCUAAGACGAAGCUUGUCUCCGUCGAUUUUUUAUUUAGUGGUUCAUAUGAAGAAGCUUUCAGUCUGCAAUUCUCUGCUAAAAAAAAUAUUUAUAUUUACAAAGGAAGCUAUGAUUACUUUGAAUCUAACAGUUCUGGAGUAAUAAAAUCUCCUAAUUUCCCUGGUGGAUAUCCUAGCGACUACAGCGCAGAAUAUAUCAUUCAAAAUCUUGAGCAAAUAGGAUUCGUUCAACUCAUUUUCACAGAUUUUCAAUUAUCCUUGUGGUCAUAUGUAGAGGUGUUUGACAGCAAUGGGACACGGAUUGAUGUAUACAAUGGUAACACUUUUCGACCUCCAGCUAUUGUUUCCUCUGGACCAACUCUCACUGUUAAGUUCCAAGCAAAUGAUGAAUACCCUAGCACAGGGUUCCAAGCCAGAUACACAUUCGUUAGCUGUGAGUUUUUAAUCUUUCUUUUUUAUGACAAAGAAAAUGUUCUGUAUUAUUAAACGUCCAAAAUUAAGAUCACAUUGUUUUAGUAUUAUUGUUGUUUCUAAUACCACUUGUC
This is a messenger RNA of Parasteatoda tepidariorum (common house spider), 994 nucleotides long. The record is from RefSeq and is a predicted model, not a curated record. NCBI's taxonomy places the organism in Eukaryota, Metazoa, Arthropoda, Arachnida, Araneae, Theridiidae.